Messenger RNA from Astyanax mexicanus (Mexican tetra), 1550 nucleotides. Its product is annotated as dehydrogenase/reductase SDR family member 11. The record is from RefSeq and is a predicted model, not a curated record. The transcript is spliced from 8 exons. NCBI's taxonomy places the organism in Eukaryota, Metazoa, Chordata, Actinopteri, Characiformes, Acestrorhamphidae. Gene Ontology annotation, molecular function: oxidoreductase activity. The coding region runs from base 157 to 927 and encodes 256 amino acids.
GGAAGUAGACACGUGAUUAGGAGGAAGUGGCUGUUUAUCAGUUCAGUGAUUGAGGAGAGUGAUUGUGUUUCUGUGCUUCAGCUCGGAGCUCCUCUCCUCCACUAUUCCUGAGUUCUGUGGAGGUAUUUUGUGGAGGUGUGUGAGGGAGUUUGUGUGAUGGAGCGCUGGAAGGGCAGGGUAGCUCUGGUCUCUGGAGCCUCGGUGGGGAUCGGAGCUGCUGUAGUGAAGGAGCUCGUUCAGCACGGUAUGAAGGUGGUGGGCUGCGCCAGGAGCGUGGACAAGAUAGAGAAACUGGCAGCAGAAUGCGCUCGAUCCGGAUUCAGCGGAACUCUGAUUCCAUACAAGUGUGAUCUAACUGUGGAGGAGGAGAUUAUAAACAUGUUCUCUGCAAUCAAAUCCUCACACCAGGGCGUCGAUGUGUUAAUCAAUAAUGCUGGAUUAGCUCUACCAGAACCUUUACUGACUGGAAGAACCAGCAGCUGGAGAACCAUGAUUGAUGUGAAUGUAAUAGCUCUGUCAGUCUGCACUCGUGAAGCGUAUCAGUCCAUGAAAGAGAGAAAUGUGGAUGAUGGACACAUUAUUAACAUAAACAGCACGAGUGGACACCAGGUGGUGCACUUAGCCGACAUGCACUUCUACUGUUCCACCAAGUACGCUGUGACCGCUCUCACUGAGGGCCUCCGACAGGAACUGAGGGACGCCAAGAGCCACAUACGAGCUACAUGUAUUUCUCCUGGUCUAGUGGAAACAGAAUUUGUUAACCGGCUCUACAGUGAAAACCCAGAGAAAGCUGCAGCUACAUACAGAUAUAAAGAGUGUCUUCAGGCUGGUGAUGUUGCCAGUGCUGUGGUUUAUGCUCUGAGUUCUCCUCCACAUGUUCAGAUUGGAGAUAUACAGAUGAGGUCUGUGGAACAGUUGUUUUUUUAACAUACAGUAGAAUGUCUUUAUCAUGUUGGAUGUAUGAACUGCAGGAUGACGAGGACAAUAUAUCUGACCUUGACUCAUGAAUGCUAUUCCUGUGUAAUUUCAGUGCUUUAACAUAAUGGAUAGAUAUUAAUUAUUAAAGUUAUUAGGCAUUAAUUAUUAUAUUAGGGGUAAAAUGUGCCGACUGAUGCAAGGAGAAAGCUGUAUAUAAAGAAUGAAACUUGUUGAUUAUAUUAUACAUUUUUUUAUAUAUAAAUCAAUGUUAUUUUGCUCUCUUUCAUGUGCCACAUGGAUUCAUGAAUGCACCAUUACAUAAAGCAUCCAAAACACUUCUUAAUGUGUAAUUUAUAAUUUAUAAUAUGUCUACACUGUAUGUGUCUGUCAUUGUUAUGUUAAAUUGCAUUUUUAAUGUUUUUUAAAUGUAUGCACUGUAAUUUUAAAAUGUAUAUUUUGACAAUUAUUAUUUUUAAAAUUAUUAUUACUUCUACUACUGUUUCUUCUACCAACAUUAACAUUAAUAAUAAUGUUUUUAGGAGAUGCAACUAAGUCCAACAAUUGAAACAUUUUGCCUUGAUAUGCUCAUCCAUAUAUUUUUAUUAUAUUAAACUCUGGUUAAACUCUUGUUA